GUUAACCCUAAAUGGAUGGGUUGUUUCACUCAAGAUGUCGCUGUUGCCAUGAAGGUGCACACUGCUGGAGUUCCUGUCUGGCUUAUUCGCAAUGCCAGACUCGUUCACUCCAAUAUGAACAUCAUCAAAGUAGUUUCAUUAACACCACCCAAUGACCUUGUCAUCAGCAUGUACCACCAUCCCAUCAAAAUUUUUGCUCAACCAUUCGACAUCAUCACCAGAUGUCCUAGCAAUCGCUGGUGCCAUGAGGCUGCUUGUCAGCCAUAUUCUGACUUCGAGAAGCUGCCCGUUCCAAAACCCCAAGUUGAACAACUUGUCAUGAAGGAGUUAUUGGUGGGGAAGGCCUGCGUAGCCAAAGAGAAGGCAAAGGCAAAGCUUGGAGCCCCUUCAGUGACUUGA
Messenger RNA from Suillus bovinus, 399 nucleotides. RefSeq lists its product as uncharacterized. NCBI's taxonomy places the organism in Eukaryota, Fungi, Basidiomycota, Agaricomycetes, Boletales, Suillaceae. The annotation marks the transcript as partial. The record is from RefSeq and is a predicted model, not a curated record. The transcript has a single exon.